AUGGCGGGUGCUGGCGGUACCGGUGUGCGGCCCUCUGCCCGGGGUCUGCGGGGACCUGCGGGGGAUUGUCUUUUCAGAGCAUUACAUACCAAGUACGAGAGAGGAAGGUCCCUUAUGUACAAAGAAUCAGAAUUUAUUGAAAGUGGAACAGAGAACAGUAUCAGAUCAUCUGGUCAUUUCCUACAAAGUUCUAAAGACUGGGACUGUUUUGGUGAUGAGCAAGAUACUUUUUGUGAGUCAAGUGGCCUAGAAUUAGAAGAAAGGACCCUUACUUGUUCUGAAACUGAUUCAGUUCAAAAUACAGCUAUUUAUGUGGAAACAGGCAGCACCUUACCAUUCCAUUUAGCUACAAGGACACGAAAAAACAGUGACCAAAAUAGUGCCAAUGGCUCGGUAAGGAAAAUUAUGAGUGGAAGUAAUGCUCAAGCAUGCAGUGGUCAAGACUUAAUGCCACCUCACAUCAGUCAAAUUUAUGACGAGUUAUUUGUCAUACAUCAGAAGCUCCAGAGGGAAAGUGCAGCACAGCAGGAAUAUGCUCUGCAACUCCAGAAAAGGGAGCAUUUUCUAACAGAGCGAGAAACAUUGCUUUUCAGACAUGAAGCAGCUUUGGCUAAAAUAAGAGGUGUUGAGGAAGAGGUUCGCACAAAAUUUGGAAUUAUAAAAGAGCAACACGAGGCAGAGGUUAAACAGCUGACAGAAGCAUUGAGAGAAAUAACUAAAGAAAACAGAAGGCUGAAGUCAUCAUUUGACACCUUGAAGGAAAUGAACGACUCUUUAAGAAAACAGCUAAGUGAUGUAACUGAGCUGAACAAGAAGCUGGAAGGUCAAGCAAGAAAAGUACAAGCUCGUUUAGAGAAUCUGCAAAGGAAGCAUGAGUUCUUAAUGAUACAGAAGUCUAAGAAUACAUGUCAAGUGGUGCAACAAAGUAAACCUGUCAAGCAGGAAAAAGGGAUGGUAAUGUCAAAAAUUACUAAGCUACCACUGAAUUUACAAGUUUAUGAGCUCGUAACUUUACUUAUGGAUUGGAUCUCAGACCAGCACCUUAGCAAAAUAAAAAUACAAGAACAAAGAGAGAACAGUCAUAAUCUUCUGGUUAUCCAAACCUCAAAAAAACCCUGCACCCAGGAAAGGUGUAUGAAGCUUUUGCCUAUAGUUGCAGAGCAGCUCCAGUGGAUGCCUUUUGUGAAUCCUAAACUACACAUGCCUGUGAUUAAAUUUAUUUACUGGUCUAUAAGGCAGCUAGACAACGAUAUCCAGCAUGCAAUGGUGACAUCAACAAUGAGGAGGCUUGGUGAAGAUAUUUUCAAAGGCAUAGUAAGUAAGCAAAGCCCACGUAAUUCUUCUGAACAGUCUACAGAGAGUAAAUCAAAACCAGCAGCUUUCUUUAAGAGUACCUGUCUGCCUCUGAGGUUUCUGUCAACGUUAAUUGUGCUUAAAACAGUGACACAAGUGGAUUACCUGGCUCAGGCAUUUGAUUCUCUUCGCAUAGACUUGAAGACAGAUGAAGGGAAGGCCUUAUUUUUGGAAUAUCAAGGUGUGCCUGUCAUAUUAAGCCACUUAAAAGUGUCCAGCAGAGGUCUGCUUUCCAGUGCUCUUGAUGGAUUGCUUCAGAUGACCAUGGAAUCUGGUUACUUGCAGCCUUUUCUGGAAGCCUGCAGUAAUGAGCCUUUCUUCCGUACUUGCUCGGUAUUACUUCGAAGUUCUAAGCUGGAUAUUCAGAUUUUGGAAAAGCUCUGUGUUAUACUGCAAAAACUCUCCAGAAUAAAAAGCAAUAAGAAGAUGUUUGAAUUGUUCACUCUUCACCAUAUGAUCCAAGAACUGCAUAGGACAACAAAUCCAGAGCACGCUUUCCUCUGUAUAAACCUCAAUUCAAUUCUGAUGAAUUUGGGAUUGUCAAGAAGAAACUCUCUUAUCUCCAGUCCAGGCACAAGCUACUAGCACUGUCUUUCAAUCUAAUUAUUGUUCUGUAUUAUUUACACCAACUGCCUGUGUUACUUGAAAUUUGGACUUUUUGCUAGUUUCUUAAAGCAAAGCCUGAGUACUGUAUAAGUUGCUUUGCAUCAUGUGGAAGCUCAUUGAUAUUUCCCUCAUUCAUAA
Calypte anna (Anna's hummingbird) is the source of this 2097-nucleotide messenger RNA. It is a transcript of the gene CCDC138, whose product is annotated as coiled-coil domain containing 138. The record is from RefSeq and is a predicted model, not a curated record. The transcript is spliced from 15 exons. NCBI's taxonomy places the organism in Eukaryota, Metazoa, Chordata, Aves, Apodiformes, Trochilidae. Bases 1 to 1938 code for a protein of 645 amino acids.